AUGCGUGGAUUCAUUGUUUUGUGUUUGUCCGCCGUGGCCAUUGCCGCGCCACAAGGCUACAACUAUAACCCAACUUCCGCUGGUGCUGCUGCUGGUGCCAUCGCACAUGGAAAUGGCGGUUUCGGUCAGUUCGGUCAGUCCUCCAGCUCUGGUGGCGGUUUCUUCGGCGGCAGCGGUCUUUCCGGUGUUUCCGGUGGUGUUAGCGGUGGACAUGGUGGUUUCUUUGGUCAUGGUGGUGCUGGCGUGCAACAACAGCAAGCUGUGGUGUCCAAGCGUUUCUUCAUCCAUACCGCACCUGAAGAUGCCGAAGAGCAGUACCAAGAGAAACACAUCACCGUCGGUGUGCCACGCAAGAACUACAAUGUAGUCUUCAUUAAAUCACCAAGCCGUUCGCAAAAGAAGGCCUCCAUCAAGAUCACACCCGCCAUCAACGAAGAGAAGACCGUCAUCUAUGUGCUCAACAAGAAGACCGACGGCACCGAUAUCGACGCUCAAGUCUUGGAGCAGCCCGCUGUCACCACCAAACCCGAAGUGUUCUUCAUCAAGUACAAGACCGCCGAGGAGGCUCAACAUGCCCAACAGGAAAUCCAAGCUCAAUAUGAUGCGCUCGGCGGCAGCAGCCAGGUCACCGACGAGGGUGUCGCUCCAGUCAGCUCGGUCAUCGGUUCAUUGGGCGGCGGCGAUGGUGCUGGUGCUCAUGCUGGCGCUGGAGCUGGUGCUGGUGUCGGCAUCGGUGGCGGUAUUGGCGGUGGUAUUGGUGGUGGUAUUGGCGGUGGUGCCAUCGGCGGACAUGCCGGUAACAAUGCAUACUUGCCACCCAAUUUCAAAUAA
Messenger RNA from Bactrocera tryoni, 831 nucleotides. Its product is annotated as pupal cuticle protein 36. Bases 1 to 831 code for a protein of 276 amino acids. The transcript is spliced from 2 exons. NCBI's taxonomy places the organism in Eukaryota, Metazoa, Arthropoda, Insecta, Diptera, Tephritidae. The record is from RefSeq and is a predicted model, not a curated record.